AAAAUCGUGGGAUGGGGGAACAUUAAUUUCCCUGAAUUUUUCCAUUUUCUCCCUGAGCCUUUGCAUAUCUACUCUAGAACAUGUCAUAUGUAUUUGCAUCUUGAUCCUCAAGUAAGAAAAAAGAGAGCUUAGUCUCUUGAUCUGGUUGGUAUUUAAGGUGCUACUGGACCUGAAUCUUACUCAUCUCAGCCACAUAAUUGCUCCCUGCCUUGUGUGUUCUGUCUAACAGUUUUGUGUCCGUUAAACAUGUUGUAAUUUAUACAUGCCAGCAAAAUAAUUUGGUGUAAAGUUUCUGGAGGUUGUUUGUACUUUAUCUAAAGGGAAACAAUUUUCAUACUAUUCUCAACUUUAAAUGUUGCCUGUAGUUACCUAACAGAUUGUUGUUCCACUUUUGUGUUAUUAAAAUACCCUCACAGAUCUUGGCUUUUCGGCAGCUUUUGUUUUAAGGCUCUAUUAUCAUUUAUUUCCUGAGAGGUUGGCCUCAGAAACAGGGAACAGAACAUUUGUAAGCUACUACUUAGAACUGAGGCCGCUCAUCUUGAAAUCAAACCACAUAACAGAUUCACAAAAAUCACUUCCCCUGAAUCUGUGGUACAAAAAAUAACCUGAAUCAAAAUAGCCCAAUAAAUUUUGUUCUGUACAUAACAGUGGUGCAGUAGGCCUUUUGUAUUAGUCUUGGACAGAGCUAUCAUGGCUCUUUUUGUCUUUGAUUUGACAGUACAGAGAGAGCAAAGAAGCACUGCGUCCAAAAGGUUGUGUGUUUGUUUUAGCUUGAAAGAACCAGCUCCUUAAGAGAAUUUGUGUGGAGAUUUUGGCUGGGGGCAAUGUGGUGUGGGUUUUCAUGUACUGUUCCUGAGAUACCAAAAGCAUUUCUUCUUCCCUGUAAAUGGCUUGAAUUACCGAAUCUUAAAUGUUUUUAAUUAUAUAAUAUUUUCACAGUCUGAUUCUGAAUUGUGAAAAUCAUUAUACUGUCUGCUUAAUAUAUGUAACAGAAUUACAGGGCUUAUUGGGAGAGAGGGCUUACUGUAGUACGUAUACUUUCAGGGGGAAUCUGGAGAAUGCUUCUAUGAUUAUUGGAUUGCUAUUAUUUUUUCCGGUAGGACACUGAGAUACUUCUGGUAACUGCUAGUGCACCUAUUUUCUUUCCUACAGUUAAGCUAUAAAGUUAAUUAUAUUGAUAUGGACCCCACCGUGAGGUGGAAGGAGAGAUGAGAUAAAAAUGCAUAUGUAGAUUUUCAAGCAUUUAUCCUGCUGCCUCAGUAAUGUAUGCCUUAGCUCCGUCAGUGCUGCAUGUAGUUAUAUCCAAAUCCCAAUGAGGUUUAAAUCUUUGUAACUGAUGACAGUUUUGUUUAGCAGAUCCUUGAUACUAUAAAAGAGGUGAAAUCCAAAUAUAUGGUUGUAAUAUUCGGUGAACAAUAUUUUUUUCUAAGUUGAUUUUUCUCAGCUGAAGAUAUUAUUUAAUUCAAAGCAACACUAUGGUGCUGUUUAUACAGUAAUUUAAUAGCUGAGUAUUAAAAUACCAGAUGUAUAAAAAUGUAACAAUUUCAGAGUGAUUUUUCACCCUUAUGGUGUUGGUAGCCCCAAUUCUACUUCAAUACCUGGGUAAACAUAGGCAUAUAACAAAGGGGAGCCUUGGCUUAAUGAGUGGUAAACUUUUUGCAGGGAUAUCCCCCCCCUUAACAAUAAAGAUUAGCUCUUGUGCUGCAGAGGAAGCAUAUACUCAGUUCAAUGGAAAAUGCUUUUUAAAGAAAAAUGGCCUUAAUGUGGGGUGUUAACGGGGAGGGGGCUGGUAGGCCUGCCUUUAUUUUUGUAAAGAGCAACAUGAGUGUUGAUAUUCAUGUGUUCACUUUUUACCAUAUUAAACACAUUAAAUAAACUUAAAUAAGCAUGAUAACAUUGCUGCAGUGAUCAGAGGAAGGUAUUUCUUUGCUCCAUGAUGCCAUGGUAACCACCAAAUAUACUCCAGAAGCCAUACCAACAUCUGUGGAAUUGGUCUUGUUUUCCUUCUGUGACAGCAGGGAUCAGGUUUUACUUAGCUUGAAAAAUGCUGAAAAUCUGCAAAGUGGGUAUGGGACACACUGUGUAAUGGGACAAAAAAUGUACAUAUAUACUUGAUACAUUAUUAUACAGAUUUUACUGCUCUCAAAAAUGUUUGUACUAUAGAGAUUUCAGCUUGAGUUGAAAGUUGGAUUUAAUAGUGUAUCUAAGGAAUUCUCAGAAGUAUAAGAAUUCAUUUUGCGCUUGCCACUAUUGCACAAAUGUUUACCUCUUUAACCUGUAUGUUAACUUUCUACCCAGUCUCCUCUAAUUUUCUGUUUUUUUGAGCACCGAAAGGAGUAACCUAUCGAGCUUUUGCUGGAGGAUGUUAUAAAUGAAAAUUUAAUAACCAUUCCAUCAACUUUGUCAACUGGGUGAAGUGGUUCAGGCAGCACUGAUGUUAAAGAGAACCGCAACAUGGACAACAUUUCCUCUAAAGAUGGGAGUGUGCAAGGUGCCGGGGAGGGGAAUCAGCUCUCCAAUGGUGGUGGCACUGGCAGCAGAAAAAGACUACUGGAAGAGGGAAACAAUGGCCACUCCAAGUUCCGCCCGAAGAAGAGGAAGAAAAUGCCAGGGCCUGUCUUGCCCAAAAACGCCCUGAUGCAGCUGAAUGAAAUCAAGCCUGGCUUACAAUACAAGCUUCUCUCCCAAACAGGACCAGUACAUGCCCCUAUAUUUGUGAUGGCAGUAGAAGUGAAUGGGCAAGUUUUUGAAGGUUCUGGCCCUACCAAAAAGAAAGCAAAGCUUCAUGCAGCUGAGAGAGCUCUGAGGUCCUUUGUUCAGUUUCCUAAUGCCUCUGAAGCGCAUCUUGCAAUGGGGAGAACUCUUUCGUUAAAUACGGAUUUUACCUCUGAUCAGGCCGAUUUCCCAGAUACACUUUUUAAUGGGUUUGAAAAUCCAGUUCAGCCAGAUCAUUCCUUUUACCUGGAUUCUAAUGGUGAUGGUUCCUUCAGCUCCAGUGCAGACUACAGUCUGUCGUCUGCUGUCACUAGCAGUAUUAUCCAGUCAUCUCUUCCCACUCCAUCACCAUAUCCAUCCACAAGCGGGAAGAACCCAGUCAUGAUACUGAAUGAACUCCGACCGGGGUUGAAAUACGAAUUUCUUUCAGAAAGUGGAGAAAGCCACGCAAAGAAUUUUGUGAUGGCCGUGUCGGUGGAUGGACAAACGUUUGAAGGAUCUGGAAGGAACAAAAAACUUGCAAAGGCUCGGGCAGCUCAAUCAGCUCUUGCAUCCUUGUUUAACAUGAAGCUGGAUCAAACACCAUCUCACCAGCCCAUUCCUAGUGAGGGACUUCAGUUACACCUGCCACAGGUUUUAGCUGAUGCUGUUGCACGCUUGGUGGUAGAUAAGUUCAGUGAUUUGACUGAUAAUUUUACAUCACCCCAUGCACGUAGAAAAGUUCUUGCUGGAGUUGUCAUGACAACAGGUUCAGACGUGAAAGAUGCUCAGGUUAUAAGUGUUUCUACAGGAACAAAAUGUAUUAAUGGAGAAUAUAUGAGUGAUCGUGGUCUUGCGUUGAAUGAUUGUCAUGCAGAAAUUAUAGCUCGCAGAUGCCUGCUUAAAUUUCUCUAUAUGCAACUUGAACUGCUUUUGAGUAAUAAGGAAGAUCAACAGAAAUCUAUUUUUAUCAAGUCAGAACGAGGUGGGUUUAAACUGAAAGAAAAUGUGCAGUUUCAUCUCUAUAUCAGCACCUCUCCUUGUGGUGAUGCUCGAAUUUUCUCACCCCAUGAGGCAGCACAAGAGGAUCAGGGAGACAGACAUCCAAACCGGAAAGCAAGAGGACAGCUACGAACGAAAAUAGAAUCUGGGGAAGGAACAAUUCCUGUCCGAUCCACAACUACAAUCCAGACAUGGGAUGGAGUAUUGCAGGGAGAGAGAUUGCUUACGAUGUCGUGCAGUGAUAAAAUAGCUAGGUGGAACGUGCUUGGUAUUCAAGGAGCAUUGCUUAGCCUUGUUGUCGAGCCAAUUUACUUCUCUAGCAUCAUCUUAGGAAGUUUAUACCAUGGAGAUCACCUGUCCAGGGCAGUAUACCAGCGGAUAGCAGAGAUAGAGGAAUUACCAGCACUGUACAUUCUUAACAGACCUUUACUUAGUGGUAUCAGCAAUGCUGAAGCCCGUCAACCAGGAAAAGCACCUAAUUUCAGUGUAAACUGGACCAUAGGGGAUGCUGGCCUUGAAGUGAUUAAUGCUACAACAGGCAAGGAUGAGAUGGGCCGAGCAUCCCGACUCUGCAAGCACGCUCUGUAUAGUCGCUGGAUGCGCAUUCAUGCAAAGCUUUCCUCCAGCCUUCGCUCAAAAGUCAGCAAACCAAACCUGUACUAUGAAACUAAGCAGGCCGCUUCGGAGUAUCAAACCGCCAAAGAGAGUUUGUUUAAAGCGUUUUCCAAGGCAGGGCUUGGAGCCUGGGUGGAGAAACCAAUCGAACAGGAUCAGUUCUCCCUCGCAGUCUGACCAGCGGAUGGUACUUCGCUUACAAGAGGGGCUACAGUGGAAACAUCCAGCGUCAUUGCAUUGAUUCAGCUUUCAUGGCAGCUUUUACGUUUUUGGUUUUUAGGGAACUAAUUUGUGAUCAGGUUUUUUUUUUUGCUGAAGUAUUCCAAGUAAUGGAAAACUGGUAACAUAAUUACUAGUUUGGAAUAAAAAUUAAUGUGAUUAUUUUCUCAAGAACAUCUGGCUUCAGGAAAAAUACAGUGCAGCUCUUAAAAUGACUCAUCUGAACAGAUUAGAAAUUAUUUUAAUGCAUUACAGCCAAGUGCAUGGAAUAACAUAAAUCACAUAGAGCUCUACAGUACACCUUUGAGUAUGUGGUUGAAUUCAGUGUCCUUUUAGAGCCUGAUAAUACAUGUGCUUCUUAUAGAUUAUUUUUGAACUAUUGAAAUUUAUAAAACUGGGCUGGAGUUUGGAUAGUUAGUUUUUUCUGCCUCUCCUUGCUCUUUAAAAACCAGCUGCCGAACACUUUGUGUCUUUGAUGUAUGUAUUUAUUAGUCUGUGAUUCAAUUUUUAACAUGCCACUUUUUAUUGUUUUUUUUAAAAAAAAAUACUUGUCUUCACUUCCCAUUUACAUACGUUGUGAAGUUUCUCGUUUUUUUACCAUUGUAAACUGGAAAUGAAAAAUAUUUGUAAGCUAACACAUAGAUUUUAAUGUACAAAAAAACCCAGAAGUAGGUGGUUUGUGUUUCACAGGAACUCAGUGGAGUACAAGAGUAAUAUUACCAGUGAUGUGGCAACUUCAGAACACUUGUUCAUUUGUGAGGAAAUAUGCUGCCUUGCCAAAAACCAACUGAGUGGUGCACAAACUCCACAGUUGUUAAGGAGAAGAGGUUAUUCUGAGGACAAAAGAAGUUUUUAAACUGCCUUUGUGUGUUGUUCAGAGUUGUAACAGUUUCAGGUGAACUGUUAAGACCUCCCUGAGAUUACGUUGCCUGUGAUUUUACACACAUGAAUAUAAAAUUCAACCCCAAUUAUUUUGAAAUUUACUUUUGUUUGAUCUUGGUUUUUCUUUCUGUGAAUGUUUUAGUAUAUGUAUAAAAUCUCUGAUCUAUACCAAUGUUUGUACAGGUCCAUAUCCCUGAAGGACUGCAGACCUGGCUGAAGGAGUUAGUGCCCACGCUGAGCGCAAAGGCUGGAUCUGUGCAUAGAAUGCUCUGACGGAGUCCCUGGUAAUGGCUCCCCCUGUUUGUCUUCAUGCAUUAGCUGACCACAACAUGAGUUGUGGUUAGCUAAUCUGUGAAGCCAGCAGUUCCAUAGAAGACCUCUCAAAAAGUCAUAGCCCUUUCCCCCUAUUUAACAUUCCUCCAUCUGGUAAGGGCAUAACAGGAUGCCUCAAGGAUGGGAGAGGCACAGAACCAGGUCAGCUGCGAGGCUGAUAUCUCACUUUGCAACAGCCUUCAUGGAUAAGCCUGCCUAGAGGUAUUAGAUGUAAAUAAGAAAUAUUGCAGAGAACUUGUUUCUGUAAAUAAUCCUUGUAAAAAAAGUAAGAAGAAAUUCGUAAAAGUAAAUACUUUGGGCCUGAUCUCAUCAGCCCAGUCCAGCGAAGCAUGUUUUGCAGGUUCAGGUAGUUCUGCUCAUCUGCUUACAACUAAAUAAUGCUUACAUGCGUUUGCUAAACCAGUGCCAGAAAUUAAAGGUGUACAUCGUACAUUGUGUAUAUCUUGGCCUCCACAUGAGAUGUUGAAGGUAUCACAUCAGGUCAAAGUAUUUUUAAAGAUUUAUGUGAGUCUAUGUAGUAGAUCUAGCUCCUCACCUCAAUAUUAUCUAGGCACUCCUGCCUUCAUAGUGGUGUGUCAAUUGAUGCAAAACCUUUAUGAGGUGGUUGUGCAUGCCCAGGAAUGCCCAGUGCUGUUCAGUGGCAUUCAUCUUUGUUAAAAAAAGGGGGGGGGGAAGUGUAUGUAUGUUUUUAAAACAGUAUGACUAAAAGGCAUGAUAGCAAUAUGCUAAUAUAGUCUUUAAUAGAAUAUAUCAGACAAUUAAUUUAUAUGAAAUCAAAUAAUAUAUAUGAUAUUUUAAAACAUUAAUGGGUAACUUCUUGCAGUACUGCAGUUUGAAUUUAAUAGGAGAUAAAUAUAUCCGUAUUCUUAAAGUAGUUCCACUAUAGCAUAUUCCAGUCUAGUGGAUCAGGGCCAUAUUGUGGACAACCGUAAAAUCAGCAAGGUUGCAAACGGGGCUGCCAGCCCUUGAAACUGGAAAUCCUGAUGCCUGGGCAGGACCUAGGAGCCAGUACCGCUCUGACCCACAACACAGAUCCCAGAGGUUGUCCAGGGGGGGAGCCUAGAAGGUUUUGAUGGCUCUGUGGGCUGAAUCCAGCUCUGUAUGUGCAGCUAAAGAAAAAAGUAUUUGCUGGAGGGGAAAAAGAGACAUUCUUGGCCUGAAAGUGCUACCUCUUCAAAUUUAAAUAAACCCCACGUCCCAAAACCUAACGGCAAGAAAAUAUGGCUGGGCCAUUUUUAUUAGCAGCCCUAAUUGUGGAACUUCUAAAUGUUGCUUUAAAAGACAGACGUCUUCAUAAUACAUUGUGAAGUCUUCACACUUGCCUACAAUUCACAGCUCGAAAGACAACCUGCUUUUCAUUUGUCUCUGCCUGUUCAAAAGUGUGCUGUGUAUAUCUCUUCGUCUUCUCCACCCCUUUGCUUCAUGGCUCCACUGUCAUUAGCAAUAACUGUGACAUUGGCAGAUUGCAACUCAUAGUUGCGGUGUCCUAUUUCAUGGCCUGUGUGAGUAACCUCCUUUGGUAGAUCAAAAAUUGACCAGUAUACAUAGAACAAGCGAAUCUUGAAUGUUACUAUUCCUGUGUUACAUAUUAACGGAUAUUAAAUGUGUAAAUUUUACUCUUGAGACACCACUUUUACACAAGAACUGGAUUAUACUGCAGUCAUUUCUUCGAUUGCAUAGUGGGAUGUUUAUAUGAUAUUUAUUAGUGUGAACAGUACACUUCCUCAACUCUAGUACAGGACUAAAGAUUGAGGUCUAGAAAGAAAAGAACACAGUGGAGCCGGAGUAAUGUGGUAGAAAGUUCCUUGAUUAACUAUUUAACACCAGCACAAAUUGAUCAGAACUCCUAGCAUUAUACUCAGUUUGCAUUUUCUAUUCUUUGUGACCAAGCAGGGCAACAGCAUGCUGGGUAGAAGAGGCUGGGCUACUUUUUCCAUCUCCUCCCCAUUCAACCAGCCCAUUUCCUCACAGAGAGAAGACUGGAGUACUGGAAAUACAUGAUUGAUGUUGCCACAUAACUGCAAUGCAGAUUUAUUUUUAGUUUGCAAUAUGAGGAAAGUUCUUCAGGUUUUGUGUCUACUGUUGAAGCACAAUCUGCUGUGGGAAAAAAUCUCCCCAUACCUUUUUAGAAUUGAGGAGAGAGGAGGAUAGUAUGUGGUGGGAACUCAAAUACUUAAGUAAGUCCAAAAAUAAAAUGGACAGAAACAUGA
Messenger RNA from Eublepharis macularius, 7955 nucleotides. It is a transcript of the gene ADARB1, whose product is annotated as adenosine deaminase RNA specific B1. The coding region runs from base 2455 to 4488 and encodes 677 amino acids. Gene Ontology annotation, cellular component: cytoplasm; nucleolus. Gene Ontology annotation, biological process: adenosine to inosine editing; RNA processing. NCBI's taxonomy places the organism in Eukaryota, Metazoa, Chordata, Lepidosauria, Squamata, Eublepharidae. The record is from RefSeq and is a predicted model, not a curated record. The transcript is spliced from 9 exons. Gene Ontology annotation, molecular function: double-stranded RNA adenosine deaminase activity; tRNA-specific adenosine deaminase activity; double-stranded RNA binding.